AUGCCACGUCGUAACUCCCAAAGUCCUUCAAUCCCUGUGAUUGCUGCAAUCGAUAUAGGAACCACAUCCGCACGAGCUAUUCUCUUCACUAGAGAGGGCCAAGAGCUAGCCAAGCACCAGAUUGAAUACUCAACAACUGCAUCUGAAGGUGGUGAUGGCUCAGAGGAACAAUUCAGAAGACGAUCCUCCUUGUUAAAACAGAAUGAUCCAAUCUUCUCGGCCGAAGGUAUUGCCAUUUCCAUCACUGACCAUGUUGAAAUUGAAAACAAUUUAUCGUCAUUAGGUCCUACUUUAAAGUUUCCCCAGCCUGGUUGGGUGGAUUGUAUGCCUGUGCAUAUCUUGGCAAAUGCAGUUCAAUGUUUGGUGGCGUGUUUGAUUUCAUUGGCCAAGGUUAACGAGAAUCCGGAAUUGUCAAUAAAAUACAAGGUUAAGGCAAUUGGUGUCACCAACAUGAGAGAAACUAUGAUGGUAUGGUCGAGAAAGACGGGUAAACCUUUGAGUCCCGGGAUUGUUUGGACCGAUACUAGAACAGCUGACAUUAUUCACCAUUUGGAAAAAAUGACUGAUGACGAAACCAAACGUAGAUUGAGAGAAAAAACUGGGUUACCAUUGUCUACUUACUUCUCGGCUGGUAAGUUAAGAUGGCUAUUGGACAAUGAUAGUGCCGUAAGAGAAGAGUAUGAAAAGGGGGAAGGAAAUAUAAUGUUUGGUACGGUUGACACCUGGUUGAUUUAUCAUUUGACCAAGGAAAAAUCCUUUGUUACCGAUAUUUCCAACGCGUCAAGAACAUACUUUAUGGAUUUGGAAACUCAGGAUUAUGAUGACGAAUUAUUGGAGUUUUGGGGAAUAGAUCCAAAUUUAAUCAAAUUACCAAAAAUUGUAUCAUCCUCGGAAAUUUAUGGAUCAUUCAAUGCUCCUGACUUAUCCAAAUUAGGUUUCCACAACAAAAUCACUCAAGAAGCAUAUGAUAUUAUGAAAACCAUAAGAGAUGUACCCAUCUGUGGUUGUUUAGGUGAUCAGUCAAGUUCUCUUGUUGGGCAAUUAGCAUUCGAACCAGGUUCAGCAAAGUGUACUUAUGGUACCGGUAGCUUCUUAUUGUACAACACCGGUACUCGUAAGUUGAUCAGCAAAGAAGGGGCAUUGACCACAUUCAGUUACUGGUUCCCUAAUUUGAAAGGUGAUCAUGGGAAACCCCACUACGCCUUGGAAGGUUCCAUUGCCGUAGCUGGGUCAGUAGUUCAGUGGUUAAGAGAUAACUUAAAGAUGAUUGAAAGGGCGACUGAUAUCGGGCCAUUAGCUUCACAAGCGGAAGAUUCUGGUGGAGUGCUGUUUGUUCCCGCAUUCUCGGGGUUAUUUGCUCCUUAUUGGGACCGUGGUGCUCGAGGUUCCAUAUUUGGUAUAACUCAAUAUACUACAGCGGCACAUAUAGCCCAUGCCGCUUUAGAAGGGGUUUGUUUCCAAGUUCGGGCAAUUUUAAAAGCAAUGGCUACUGAUGCUGGUGGAUCAGAAGAUUUCUUGGAAGAAGCAUUGAUGUCGCAGAAGGAAGAUCAACCAUUGUCGACAUUGACUACCGAUGGUGGUAUGUCUAAAGCUGAUGAAGUCUUACAAAUCCAGGCGGACGUUUUGGGACCGUGUGUCACGGUUAAACGAGCUUCACAUUCUGAAUGUACUGCCUUAGGGGCAGCAAUUGCUGCUGGGUUGGCAUUUGAAGAUGAAGAAAAGCGUAUUUGGAAAGACCUUGAUGAUGUCGUGGCCAGUAUUGGUGGUGAAUCUGACCCUAAGAACAUUUUCCAUGCCAAAUUGUCCGACACAGAAAGAAGAAAGAAUUUUAGGAGAUGGAAUAAGGCUAUUGAAAGAUGUAAAGGUUGGUUAGAUGAUUUAGAUUGA
Molecule: messenger RNA, 1887 nt
Organism: Spathaspora passalidarum NRRL Y-27907
Lineage: Eukaryota; Fungi; Ascomycota; Pichiomycetes; Serinales; Debaryomycetaceae
Gene: GUT1
Product: glycerol kinase
Exons: 1
Coding region: 1-1887 (628 amino acids)
Biological process (GO): glycerol metabolic process; glycerol-3-phosphate biosynthetic process; triglyceride metabolic process
Cellular component (GO): mitochondrion
Molecular function (GO): glycerol kinase activity
Source: RefSeq, a predicted model, not a curated record